This is a messenger RNA of Xiphophorus hellerii (green swordtail), 1239 nucleotides long. RefSeq names its product delta(4)-desaturase, sphingolipid 2 (gene degs2). Gene Ontology annotation, biological process: ceramide biosynthetic process; sphinganine metabolic process. Bases 123 to 1091 code for a protein of 322 amino acids. The record is from RefSeq and is a predicted model, not a curated record. Gene Ontology annotation, molecular function: sphingolipid delta-4 desaturase activity. Gene Ontology annotation, cellular component: membrane. The transcript is spliced from 3 exons. Lineage: Eukaryota; Metazoa; Chordata; Actinopteri; Cyprinodontiformes; Poeciliidae.
GGCGUCCUAAUGAGGCGGAGCCCUCCGCAACCUGCGCUUGUGGGUGUGCUUCCGAUACUGCGAGAGUUUUGAUGACACACUGAACUCAGCAACGCCAGAUUCCUCACACCGGGACAGGAGCCAUGGGGAAGACAGGUGGGAGAGCCGACUUUGAGUGGGUCUACACCGACCAGCCGCACACCGCCCGCAGGAAGGAAAUCCUGGCCAAAUAUCCAGAAAUAAAGACCCUGAUGGGUCCGGACCCCCAGCUGAAGUGGGUUGUGUCCGGCUUGGUCCUGACCCAACUCGUCGCCUGCUACCUGGUGCACGACCUCCCCUGGAAGUGGGUCUUCUUCUGGGCCUACGGCUUCGGCGGGUGCAUCAACCACUCGCUGACUCUGGCCAUUCACGACAUUUCUCACAACGUGGCCUUCGGGAACAAGCUUGCGAAGUGGAACCGCUGGUUCGCCAUGUGGGCCAACCUGCCCAUCGGGCUUCCCUACUCCGCCUCCUUCAAGAAGUACCACAUCGACCACCACCGGUACCUGGGCGGCGACCAGCUGGAUGUGGACAUCCCAACAGAGUGGGAGGGAUGGUUCUUCUGCACGCCGGCUAGGAAGGUCCUCUGGCUCUUUCUGCAGCCGUUUUUCUACGCCUUGAGGCCGUUGGUGGUCAACCCCAAACCGGUGGGUCCGAUGGAGAUCCAGAACACAGUGGUUCAGCUCCUAGCAGACGCAGUCAUCUUCUACUUCUGGGGGCUAAAGCCGAUUGUUUACCUCAUUGCUGGAUCCAUUUUGUGCCUGGGGAUCCAUCCGUUCUCUGGACACUUCAUAGCAGAGCAUUACAUGUUUCUGAAGGGACACGAGACGUAUUCGUACUACGGGCCGCUGAACUUCCUCACCUUCAAUGUUGGAUACCACAUGGAGCACCAUGACUUCCCCAGCAUACCUGGCAGUAAACUACCUCAGGUGAAAAAGAUCGCAGCAGAGUAUUACGACUCGCUGCCGCAGCACACUUCCUGGUUCCAGGUGCUGUGGGACUUUGUGUUCGACGAAAACAUCGGCCCUUACGCCAGAGUCAAACGGGAGUACAAGCUAAGCAAGUUGGAAUAGAUUUCUAGAAAUAUUUGUACAGAAAACUUAAAUAAAGCUGGUAUACUUGCACUGCAAAAACACAAAAUCUUAUAGAGCAUUUUAGUCUAGUUUUUAGUGCAAAUGUCUCAGUACAGUUCAAAUAAGAUAAAACUAACUUACAAGUAAC